AGUGGAGAAGAUGAGUAACUAGUGUAGUCAACGGUAGAAUUCCGGGCAAGAAAGAUGUGGGAUUCCCACACCACAUCAAAAAAGAGAAACCUAAACCCUAGAUGCCACUCAAACCCAUGCCCUACCUUCUUCCUCUCUGAGCUACUCUCUAUCAACCAGAAGGUGUCGUCGCUGUCGGCCUGGCCUCCACCUUCUCCUGUUGGCGUCGCUUGCCUGUACAGAAACCACGGGGUCUUUCGUUUUCACCCGUCUCUCACAUUGCUCCUGUGGUCCGUUUUCUCGCUAACGCUCUUUGUUUGUCCAUCGCGGUCCUCUUCUCAGUGUAGUAGUGGUUCUUUCUCUCCCUCUCUCUCGGAUUUCAGUCUCUCUUACCGCGAGCGUCUCAAAACCCGUAUUGACCCGUUGAAACCCGUCUUGACGCGGCCAGUUUUCAAAACCCAGACCGGUCAUGCUUAUUAAAAAAUAAAAAAAAAUCUCUAAAUAUCAUCAUCUAACUCCAAAACCCUAAUUUCACUGGGCUCUGUGGUCCCUCUCAUCACCCGUGACACCCUCAUCUUCACGCAGACAGUGGCGCACUCCGUCCCGUCUGUCAAACUCUCUUGUCGUCUUCAUUCAUAGUCGCUGGCGUUCUGUAGUUCGUGUGUCGUCGCCCUCCUUGGUCUCGUGUCGCCGGCUCAGUCAAGAAGAAACCGAGGCGACCAGCAAACACUGCCCCUUGAUCGGACGUCGUCGUCUUUGUUGCUUCGUCGCCUCCUUCUUGCCGGUUCUGUCGCCGAGCCGCUGUGGUGUGGCUGUGCUGAAACUCCGAACUCCAAAGCUGCUCCGUCCCUGACUCAACUUCUACUUCUGCUUCUGUAGGUGAUUUUUGUUUUAUUUUGUUCAGUUAUUCUUUAAUCUCUAUUAAUUUUUUAUGUUUAGUAUUUUCAGUUUUAAUGUAGUUUUAGAUAAAUUGAUGCUAAUUGGUUUAGAUAAAUUGAUGCUCGUUAGAUAAAUUGAUGAUUAGUUAUACUGUUUAGAUAAUAGGUCAUGAAGAUGAAUAACUCUCAUGGUAGUUUUAAUCAAAGGGAUUGUUCUGAUAUUGUUCUACAAAGCUGUUCAAGAGAAAAUUAUUCAGUAAUGGAGUUGGAGAUGCAUAUGGUCCUUCCUCAAUUGUUGAGACUAGCAUGGAUCGCUGGUACACUUCCCAUUCUCAUCGCUUCAAUCCCAAUUCCCAAACUCAACUUUCUCCAUACAAUCUUGUUGGGUUUUGCUAGAAGGGGAAAAAUCAUGCACUCAUCUUCCCAGAAAUUCACACUCCCUCAGAGAUUCUUCUUGCAUUUCUAUAUUGUUGCAUCAAUAUGGACAACGUUCUUGCUUGUUACAACUUGGUGUUAUGCAUACACCAUGGUGCCACCGGUUAGGGAAUCAUCUGCAUACUCUACCAUUACAAGCUACUUGAUCGGAGGCUCAGCUCUGGGAACUGGUUCAACUACAAUGCUUCAAAGGCAUGCUGUUUGGCAAGCUGUUUUUCUUCUUUUGUUAAUGGAAGCUCAAGUGUUGAGACGCCUAUUUGAAACCAUAUAUGUUUUUAAAUAUAGCCCCUCUGCCCGCAUGCACGUCCUUGGUUAUCUCACUGGAAUGUUCUUCUACCUAGCAGCACCACUGUCACUAUGUGCUGAUUGCGCCUUAGAUGUGUUUUACUUCCUAGUAAAUCUAGUCACCAAGUUCAUCGUCAUAGGCAAGGAUCAUAUGCCAGCAGUGGAGGUAGAACUUUGGCAAGUUGUAAAUCCUCUUUUCAGACUUGGAUGGAGACAUUGGAUCGGCGCGACUGUUUUUUUUUGGGGUUGGAUUCAUCAACAAAGAUGCCAUAAGAUUCUUGGUUCGCUUCGAAAUUCAAGACAAGCAGAGGAAUAUGCAAUUCCUCACGGUGAUUGGUUUGAAAUUGUUUCCUCUCCACAUUAUCUCUCUGAAAUGGUUAUAUACGGCAGUUUUGUAGUUGCUACUGGAUGGUCCAAUCUAACCAUAUGGUUACUUCUUGUUUUUGUGCUGGCAAAUUUGUCAUUUGCAGCAGUGGAAACACAUAGGUGGUAUCAUCAGAAAUUUGAAGAUUAUCCAAGUAGUCGGUUUGCUGUUAUACCAUAUAUUCUCUGAGAUUAUGAGACAAAUAGACAAUACUUUUCAUGUUAGAUGUGUCUGUUCAUAUGAACUUAUUUUGUUUAUAGAAAAAUUACUUGUAUUUAA
Messenger RNA from Arachis duranensis, 2220 nucleotides. Its product is annotated as polyprenol reductase 2. Gene Ontology annotation, cellular component: endoplasmic reticulum. Bases 1027 to 2130 code for a protein of 367 amino acids. The transcript is spliced from 8 exons. The record is from RefSeq and is a predicted model, not a curated record. Gene Ontology annotation, biological process: polyprenol catabolic process; dolichol-linked oligosaccharide biosynthetic process. Lineage: Eukaryota; Viridiplantae; Streptophyta; Magnoliopsida; Fabales; Fabaceae. Gene Ontology annotation, molecular function: 3-oxo-5-alpha-steroid 4-dehydrogenase activity.